AUGUUGGGGAAAAUGUUGCUCAACCUCAGGAAAGGUGCAGAAUGCUUAAGUGGACCUAUGGUAGGAGGCUCUGUGGUCAUGGGAGCUGCAGCUGGCACAUAUAUGCUGGUUGGAAUGAUCAUCUCGACAGGGACAUUUGACAACUGCAAGCUGAAAUGUGAAGCAAAUGGGAGUGUUGUUGUCGUGACAGACAAGUUUGCCAUCUUGGGCUCUCACAGAAGUUUGUUGGCCUUUCUGCAUAGUUUCUUCAUUGCAGACCAAGUAUUUAUGACAAGUGUGCAGACAGAUGACACAGGUAGGGGUGAGACAUGGGUUACUCCAAAAGGACUCUUCAGGAUUCCCAUUGAAGAAGUUGGGUUCAGCAGAGCAUCUACAAUGAAUCUCUGUGUCAAACCUAAGGAUGAUGGUGAAGUAGUCAAGGAAGUGUUCCUUCCAAGUCAGAAAGCAGAAGUGACAAGACCACAUGCACUUCAUAGUAGGGUCCCAAGCUGGGGGGUGAGAGCAUUCAGCAUGGCACAUCCUCCUGGCACUUUGGGUACUCCCAAAAGUAAUAAUUCUAACCUUGAAAACUUGCCAAAGUGUGAGACUAUAUCACCCUACUACUGA
Molecule: messenger RNA, 606 nt
Organism: Pisolithus orientalis
Lineage: Eukaryota; Fungi; Basidiomycota; Agaricomycetes; Boletales; Pisolithaceae
Exons: 4
Coding region: 1-606 (201 amino acids)
Source: RefSeq, a predicted model, not a curated record